This is a messenger RNA of Drosophila takahashii, 1598 nucleotides long. RefSeq lists its product as uncharacterized. The record is from RefSeq and is a predicted model, not a curated record. Gene Ontology annotation, cellular component: extracellular region. Gene Ontology annotation, molecular function: chitin binding. Lineage: Eukaryota; Metazoa; Arthropoda; Insecta; Diptera; Drosophilidae.
AACGUAGGAGUAGGAAGCUGAUAAAUAAAGAUCGCGGUGCAGAACCGUCUAAGCCGCGCUAUCAGCGCCCAGAAUCGCGACGUACUUGGCCUUAAUAUGGGCUGCGAAACUCUUCGCUGCCAACGCCAUCGAUGGCUGGCAGGGCGUUCAUUUCCAUUUGGUGCGUCGGCGGUUCCACAGCUCGGAGAAGAUCUUCGCCAGAUUCCACAAGCGAUUAGAAAGCGUUAAUGUUGGCCCGUUUAUUAAUUCCAGUUCUGGUGCUGCUCUGGAGCGGCGGCUUGGCCCAGUUGCAGGUGCAGGCUCAAAGUGGCUACAACUAUGGGCGCCCCGAGGUGGCCAAUGUGGGAGGAGCCACCGCCGGAGGUCGCUUGACUCCUGGUCCGUAUCCCACGGCUGCGGCCAUUCCACUGACCCCCGCUCCGGCCACCACUGCGUAUGGAGCUGGUUUGUUUCCCUCGCCUGCCGUUGGAUUCACGCCCAGUGGUCAGGCCACAACUGCCUUUGGAGCUCCAGCCGUUGUGGGAGCGAGUAACACAGUUGGCCAGCCGAGGAGAACUUCAUCGGGGGGACUAUCAACCCCAUCAUCCCGCGGAGGACCCUACGGACCGCAGACCUCACAGUACGGCAAUGCUCCCGGUGGCUCUCCAAUCCGAGUGGCCAGUGGAACUGGAGACAGCGGGGACUACAACGAUGGCGAGGGCGACUACUCGGCCAUUCCCGGUGUGGCUGGAGUGGAUUACCCCGUUUACGCCCAGGUGCCGCGCACCAACUUCGACUGCUCGCAACAGCCCCUGCCCGGAUAUUAUGCGGACAUCGAGGCGCAGUGCCAGGUCUUCCACAUCUGUGCCCUCAACCGGACGUACUCCUUCCUCUGUCCCAAUGGCACGGUCUUCAGCCAGGAGACCCUAGUCUGCGUGUGGUGGAACCAAUACGACUGUGUCUCGGCACCCAGCUUGUAUGCGAAUAAUGCUUAUAUCUACGAUUACUCCGGAGGAAGUGGCUCCAACCUGGGUACCUCGAAUGCUAACAAUGCCUAUCGUCCGGCUGCUGCCUCCACCACUGCCUUUGGGGCACCUGUUGCCACGACCGGAACCCUUCGGGCCACCGGAGUGCCCCAGGUGGCUGGCUACAAUUCCGGACGGGGGUCCUAUCCUUCGGCCACGCCCACGCCAGCCGCCCAGGCUCAGAGCCCGUAUGGCGCAGGUGCCGUCCUUCGACCCGCCAUCGUCCCAAGUGCCGCAGCCAAUCGAUUGCCACCCAGCGGAGCUGCUGUCGGUCUUCUGGCCACCGCAGCUGGUUCCCUUCAGGAUAAUUCAGUGGCUGGAUUUGGCCAGCAGCCGCAAUCUCAGUUGGUGGCAGGUGGUAAUCGAGAGUAUCUGCCACCGGCUGGGGUUGGACAACGGCAGCGCGGCGGAACCACCGCAUAGGCAUUGGAACACUGGCGAACCCUGGCAUCUGUACCCGGUUUUAUGGCAUUAGAUUUAGCUACCCUAGAUUUAGCCCUUUAUAGUAUGCUAGGAGCUCCGAACAUAGAUCUUUGUAAUUAGUUUUAGAUACCUUUCAUUAAAAAAUAUACAAAAAUAAGGUCUUCAUAAAAU